AUGGUACCUACAUUAGGGACCAAGCAAGGGCGGAGGCUUCUCCUGUCUGCAUGCUUCAUGAUUGUGGCAGUCAACAUUGCCCCCAACAUCAUGAGCAACAUCCAAGCCAUAUUGCAAGUCAUUAAAUGCAUCUGCAAGAAUUCCUCAGAGAGCCUCCUCAUCUCAACAAAUCAGCUGGGUAAUGCUUCUUGGGAUUUCAGCCGCUAUCUCAAAGGGGUUGUUGAUUAUAUGCCAAAUCAAAUAGUGAAACCUAGAGACGGCCAUAUUCAGUUCGAGACACACAACAACAGCUUCCUACUGAGUCGGAAAGUGAUUGACGCUAACCAAGGGAUCAAGGAAGAUUUCUCACAUGUUGAAAUGCUGGCCCAGAAGGUCACCCUGUUGGCCAACCGGGUCAUUGCUGGCUUCUUCCUCUUCUACUUGAUCUUUGAGUCGGCUUGGUACCUGAAGAGCUAUCUUACAGACCUCCAAUUUGACAAUAUUUACAUCACCAAAAAGCUGGAAGACUUGGCUCAGAAAAAUAAAGCCACUCACCUACUGGUUUGCUCACCUAAAAAACUGAUCAAGUCAACUGGUCUCAAGCUGACCCGAAAGGAACUCAUGACAUGCUUCAGGCACAUGAUUCUCCUCACAUUAAUGCUGAUAUUGACGCUGGUGAUCAUAGCAACAGAUUAUAUCGCCUUCCACUUGGCACAAGCAAUGGUGACUGAAGUCUCUCGGUUCCCUGUAGUGCCAAUUAAAUUCCAGAUAAAAUACGAUGUCAAACUUACUUGGUUGAAAUUUUGGGGAAAGAUUUUUAAUGGUGCUUUUCCAACAGGACAAUUAAUAUCUCCCUUUGAAAGCAGCUACCACCAGAAUGUGACCUUUGUCACCGCCGAGUGCUCCAUGAAAUGGCCGUACCCUCCGAAUGUAUCCGUGAUCUUUGCUGUCGGACUCCUUUAUUGCAUCAUUUAUGCCAUGAUAUUUCUGGAAACGUACUCGCACCGGCUGUGCCGGAAAAUUUCAGCCUCCUUUUUUGAGAGCCAGGAAGACCAGAGGAUCCAGUAUCUGUACAGGAAACUCGUUAAGAAACACAAGAGGAAAGAGCAAAAGCAACAGCAGCAGCAACCCACAGGAUUUUGUUAA
This is a messenger RNA of Gekko japonicus, 1125 nucleotides long. Its product is annotated as osteoclast stimulatory transmembrane protein-like. Gene Ontology annotation, cellular component: membrane. The record is from RefSeq and is a predicted model, not a curated record. Lineage: Eukaryota; Metazoa; Chordata; Lepidosauria; Squamata; Gekkonidae. Bases 1 to 1125 code for a protein of 374 amino acids. The transcript is spliced from 2 exons.